Myotis brandtii (Brandt's bat) is the source of this 1925-nucleotide messenger RNA. It is a transcript of the gene AMN1, whose product is annotated as antagonist of mitotic exit network 1 homolog. Bases 804 to 1580 code for a protein of 258 amino acids. The transcript has 7 exons. Gene Ontology annotation, biological process: SCF-dependent proteasomal ubiquitin-dependent protein catabolic process. Gene Ontology annotation, cellular component: SCF ubiquitin ligase complex. Lineage: Eukaryota; Metazoa; Chordata; Mammalia; Chiroptera; Vespertilionidae. The record is from RefSeq and is a predicted model, not a curated record. Gene Ontology annotation, molecular function: protein binding.
UACCUCUCAGCUUCUCUUCUUCGCAACACUAUGGGUAGUGCCUAGUUGUGCUUCUGACCCGAAUAUCCUAAGAUCCUUUAAUAAUUAUUUGUCAUUUAUUUCAAGCCAGAGCCUCAUGACUGUGCUGGGUGGACAUUUAGAAUCCUUUCUGAUAUUAACAUAAAACCUCUACCUCCGUGAUGAAGUUCUUACGGAGCUUUUUUGGUUGUUGUUAGCAUGUAAUGCUCUCAUCUGUAAAAUAAGUCUCAACUCCAACUUCACAGGAUUAAUAACCAUGGUUAAUUAUUGGAGGCACAGAGCGCAGUGCGCACAUCACAGAAAGUGCUCAGUAAACCGCAGUUAUCCCCGGAUCCUCUAAAAUGCUCCGUUUAACGGUAAUGGAGCCCGUGUCCAGAGCUCUCCAGACUCUGCACCGCUAAACGUAUGUCGCAGCAUCAAAUGCGUCCCUGUAGUAAACGCAGCAACGCGCGGCCAGAGGCGCACCGGCUGGGCUGCGCGUGAGACUGCAUCUCCCGGGGAAACCGCCUGGAGCUGGAGCCCGCGGGGUGGAAGAACUACAACUCCCAUGGUGCUUCACGCGAGCUUAGGGCUAGUCUAUAUUUUAUCGCCACAGCCCCUGCCGCGAAGCUCUCAAAGACUCCGCCCCCAGGGUUCUCCUCGCCUAUUCCGCCCCAGUCCUCGGAAGACGCUGUGUGACGUCACGAGGUCCUACGUUCGUGUGGGGAGCAGGAGUUGAAGGACGGUCUCUGGCUGGGUUCAGGCGGCCCUGGGACUGCGGAGGAGGCUCUCGAGGGACCGCCGCGAUGCUCCAUCCGGAGCCGGUCAGUCAGCUUCUGGAUCUAUGCCUUUGGUGCUUCACGAAGAAUAUUUCCAGAUAUAUCACAGACAUUAAGCCUUUGCCUCCCAACAUAAAAGAUAGACUGAUUAGAAUGAUGAGCCUGCAGGGACAGAUAACAGAUUCAAAUAUAAGUGAGAUUUUACAUCCUGAAGUCCAGACUCUAGAUCUACAGAGCUGUGAUAUUUCAGAUACUGCUCUGCUGCACCUGGGCAACUGCAGAAAACUGAAGAAAUUAAAUUUAAAUUCCUCAAAAGAAAACAGAGUUUCUAUAACUACAAAAGGAAUAAAAGCUGUGGCUUCAUCUUGUGCAUACCUGCACGAAGCUUCUUUGAAAAGAUGCUGCAGUCUCACUGAUGAAGGAGUCCUUGCUCUUGCGCGUAAUUGCCGGCUGCUAAAGGUCAUUGAUUUAGGUGGCUGCUUAGGUAUUACUGACGUGUCCUUACACGCAUUAGGAGAAAACUGCUUUUUUCUGCAGUCUGUUGAUUUUUCAGCUACUCAGGUAUCUGACAAUGGUGUGGUUGCGCUUGUUAGUGGACCUUGUGCCAAGAAAUUAGAGGAGAUUCAUAUGGGACAUUGUGUGAAUCUGACUGAUGAGUCUGUAGAAGCUGUCCUUACUCGCUGUCCUCAGAUACAUAUAUUACUGUUCCAUGGAUGCCCCCUGAUAACAGAUCAUUCACGAGAAGUCUUGGAGCAAUUAGUAGGCCCAAACAAAUUAAAGCAAGUGACGUGGACUGCUUAUUGAUGCUUAUCCAAGUUAUGCUCUUCAUACUGUCAGGAAAUGAUGGUCUUGGAGAUUGGCUUUCCAACAUGUAAUAUGGUUUGUGACUUACCAGACUCUUAAAUGCUUUAAUAGUGCUAUUAUUCUGUGUUUGUUUAAUGAGUCAUUGUUUUAGAAUUUUAAUCCUAGCAUGCCCCUCUGAUAGAUUUGGGGGUAGGGGGAGAAGGCACUGUGUUUGUUUCUUAAUAACAAAGAUUUUAAAUUAUCUGUUUUCCCUGGAGAUUUCCUUUUCCUACCCAAAUAUUUGAGCUGUUGUAAAAGAAAUGUACCAAUGUGGAUAAAUUUUAAGUAAAGGUAUUUCUAAAAGUA